AUGAGAUUUUUAUCAAGUUUAAUUAUUUUAUUAAUUAUCACCAUAUAUUCAAGUGUUAAUGGUGAUAUUUAUAUGCAUUCACCACCAGGUAGUAAUAAUCGUAAUCAAGAACAAGGUCAAAACAGAGAUAACAAUCAACGUUUAUUCAACUCUCAAAACAAUGAUAAAGGUGGUUAUUGCAGAGGUGAAGCAUUAGAAUGGUAUGAAAAAUCCUAUCUUCCAGUUGAAUGGACCAAUCAACAUGGUUGUGGUAGUGGUGAAACCGAGUGUAACAUUGUCAUUCAAUACAUGUGUACUGAUAAUGCCAAAGCUGCCGAUACCGAAUACAUUCGUGAUGGUACAGUGACUACCACAAUCUCUGCCAACGACAUCACUCAAUCCUCCACCAAAGAGACCAACGAAUACAAGUUCGGUAUGCAUGAAUCAUACCAUCACUACCAAAAUUGUACCGGUCGUGAACGUAACAAGGGUCUUUUCAUCGCCAACCAAAACAUUGGUAACAAUGCCGACAGAACUCGUCAAAGUAACAACGGUAACAACUAUGGUUACGAAUGCCAAGAGGAACGUGACUAUUACCCAUACUGGGCCCCAUCACCAUGGAAGGAUGUUGCCAUCAUUACCGAUAAUCGUGAUCUUUGCAAAUGGUAUCGUUCAGAGUCACAAAAUGUCCAACCAAAAUACUACUGCAAAGCUGCCACCACCAACAACAACCAACCACGUUCCAUUGAUCCAGUAAUUUGUGCCAAUCAAGGUGGUGUUUGGACCAAGGUCGACUCUCACGAUAUUGGUGCUCCAGAAUGUAUCAAAGCUGAAUGGACCCAAGUCAACACAUUAGGUCAUGUUCUUGAAGACGGUCACAACCCAAUGUACAAUUGGUCAUUACCACACUCUGGUAUGGAGCCAUGCAUUGCCACUGGUACUUGUUCAUGUGUUUUACGUGUCCGUUACAAUAUCUCCUCCUCUGAUCUCAAAGGUAAUGGUGACGAAUUCACCGAUUACAAAUCAAAUGGUCCAAAGGGUGCCACCAACGUCAAUGAUCCAAAUGUUGUUGUUGCCGGUCAAAACGUUACACUCAACAUCAAUCCAAAUCAAUAUGGCAGAACUUUCCAAGACCGUUCUCAUGUUUUCAGUAUUAUUGCUCGUCCAGACAGCUUAAAGAAAGCCAAAAUCUGGAAUCUCCUCGUCAAGGGUAAACGUGGUAACAUUGUCCAAUCCCAUCCAGCUCAAGAAUAUCAAUUUGUUCCAAAAACUCUCCACAUCAAAGUCAACGAGUACAUUCAUUAUCAAUGGACAGGUUGUGAUUUCAAUCCACAAAACUAUGAUGGUACUGGUAUCAAAGGUUCUGAUCGUAGCAACAUGUGUCAAAUUAAAACACUCAAUCACAAUUACCCAAUGACCGACGAUGAACUCAACGAUGACAAUGCCUUAUUUGCCGAUAUGGAAACUAGACUUAGAUUCGCUAGACUUGGCCAAAAGAGUUGUUUAACCUAUGAUGAACUCAUGACUAAAAACAAUAACAACAAAGAUGCCGUCGAAGUUGAUCCACAAAAUUGUAUGGUCUUAAAUAAUGCUGGUACUCGUUUCAAUGGUGGUGUCCAAAAAAUGUCAAAGACUGGUUCAUACUAUUACAUGUCCACUCGUAAUAACAACUUUUCCAAUCGUAAUCAAAAAGGUGCCAUCCACGUUGACCCAUUAUUAGCUGGCUGGCAAAUUGGUCUCAUUGCUUCUGGUUGUUCUUUAUUCGUUAUCAUUUCAGCAACUGCAGGUUGUGUUACCUUUGCUCGUUUCCAUCCACAUUCAGGUAUGCAUCGUGCUGUUUCAAAAGUACCAGGUCUCAAGAGAUUAGUUUAA
This is a messenger RNA of Dictyostelium discoideum AX4, 1851 nucleotides long. RefSeq lists its product as hypothetical. The record is from RefSeq and is a predicted model, not a curated record. NCBI's taxonomy places the organism in Eukaryota, Evosea, Eumycetozoa, Dictyosteliales, Dictyosteliaceae. The coding region runs from base 1 to 1851 and encodes 616 amino acids. Gene Ontology annotation, cellular component: membrane. The transcript has a single exon.